AUGGCGUCUCGGACCAAAAUAAAUAAAAAGAUUAUGAUAACACAAUAUCAGGAUCCGGAUCAAAGUAUUAAAGAGUUAAUAAGACCAGAAAAAAAGUAUGAGAAGAAUCCGAAUCCCAAAAAACCACCUCAACAUACACAACUUCCAUCAUCAUUUAUUCAUCAAAAACGACCCAGAGGUAGCAGUGCUGGACACUCGCCACAGGUUGGUUUUAUCUCUUUUUUUUUGAAAUUUUGUUCCAAAAUGAAUUUUGAACAUAAUUUCAGGGAAGUAUGGAUGAAUUUGCAUCAAGUAGUCGCACAAUACCUAGCCCAGCAUUAGGUAUGAUGCCUCAACAAGUGUUUCAUAAAAGACAAAUCAGUGCUCCUGAAUUACAUCCGGAUUAUACCAUCGAGUAAGUUACAAUUUAUUGUUGUUUUUUUUUAAAUUUCCUUUUUCAAAAUUUUGCAGUCUGAAACUGUUUUCUCCAAAAUUCCGGAAGAUUUUUUGAAAGUUGUAAAAAAACCGGAAAAUCCGGAAUGUUUUCCCACAUUUUUCCAACAAUAGAUUUUUUUCCAGAAAAUAAUUCUUCCUGUGAAAAAUCUGCAUAAGAAUUUCAUUCAUUUCAAAAAAAAAACCUUCUCAUUUUAGACGAACGCCAGCUCCAAUGAACCAUCAACCAUUUGUCAGUAAUCAACAUUCCAAAAGUGUAUCGGCUCUUCCUCCAGUCGAAUACCCGCCUCAACCACAUCACGUCAAAUCAGUUUCACAUGAACCGAAUUACUCCUAUGGAGGAUUUCCAACGUUUGUUUAUUUUUCUUAAAAUUAAUCUUCAAAUUUCAGUUUUUAUUUUUCCAGAACACCUUCUGUUCAGCUAUUUUCUACAAGUCAUAGAGAGAAAAGUCUGUCGCUGGAUCCAAUGAGAAGAACAUUUUUGUCACAAGAAAUCGCACAACCCCAAUUACCGCCAGGUUGGGAGGAAUGUUAUGAUUCAGAGGGUAAUCGAUACUUCAAAGAUCACAAUACAAAAUCGACAACUUGGAGUGAUCCAAGAUCUAUUUGUGAGUAAAACUUUUUCUCAAAUUCCCAGAAAAUCAAUAAGAUUUUUCAGCAAGUGAACACAUUCUUAGCGAUAAUCUCGGACAAAGCUACAGUAAUUAUUAUGAGACUGGGAAUUCGUCCAGAUCAAUGCCAGCCAUUCAUCAACAUCCACAAUUAAUUGGAGCUGAUCCAAGUCAAUAUGGAUCUCAACCUCAAACGGACUAUAUUCAACAAUUGCAAAAUGAACGAAUGAUGAUUCAAGAGAAAAAUAUGCAACUUAUGCAAUCGGUUAGUGAACAUUUUCCGGGGGAUCAGAAACCCAGAUGAUAUCAAACCACAAAAGGAAAUGAAGUUUUGAUCUUCGAAAGAGUAUUGACAUCACACCUGAUAAGAAAGUGUUGAUAAUGUUCACCUGUCAAUGAGUUCGAUGAAACUGAAAUGAUCAGAAUUUAAACUUUUGUGGGGUUAUUAUGGAAAUUUUAGAUGGAUUUUCGAAAUUUCAAGCUUUAAAAAAAGGAAAAAUGCAGUGUUUUACUUCGAAAAAAACAUUUUUUUUAAAUAAAAAUAUGCUAAAUGUUUUUGGAAUUUUUUUCUCCUGAAUGUUCCAUCAAAUUAUUUUUGAAGUGUCUAUCUAAUUUAGACACACACUACAAAUAAGUCUAGCUACAACGAACACACAAAUUUCCAAAGUUUAGAAAAACAUUUCUAAAGGGUUCAUCAACAGUUUCAUCUUCAAAAAUCCAACAGAAAUAAUAAAUUUUUGCAGGGUCUUCUCGAUAGUCCACAACAACAACAAUAUCAAGCUAUUUCACCAAUGAGCAUGGUUAGUAAUUAUAUUAUUUUUUUCUAGAAACUUGAUGUUUGUUUUUUUUUCAGCAUCACUCUCAAAACGAUUCCAAUUAUAUGCUACAACAAGGAUCUCAACAACAACAAUCAACCACUCCACAACCACAGUCACAAAACCCUCAAAAUCAGGCACAAAAUCAGUAUUCUAACGUAGGGUUUUUUUUAAAUGUAUGUUAAUUUUAACAAAAAUAAAAUAGAAAAUUUUCAGCGACUUGUAAGUAAUGAUAUCGCUAUGGAGAUUGAUUAUUCUCACACACCAACACAUCAUCAACGAGCACAUAAUAUGCCAUAUGGAUUAGAUUUCAGUGGGGUAAGACUUAACUUCGAUAACUCAAAAUCCCUUCUGUUAAAUAAAAUUUUUUGCAGGAUUUGAAUCCCCGUGAAUUUGAUCAAUAUUUACAAAUAAGUGAUGGAAACAAUCGCAACGAAUCAAUGGUUCAUUAUCAAUAA
This is a messenger RNA of Caenorhabditis angaria, 2316 nucleotides long. The record is from the annotation of a GenBank genome assembly. NCBI's taxonomy places the organism in Eukaryota, Metazoa, Nematoda, Chromadorea, Rhabditida, Rhabditidae.